AUGGCCACCUCUGGACGCCUCAGCUUCACCGUGCGCAGCCUCCUGGAUUUACCCGAGCAGGACGCACAGCACCUGAGGAGGCGGGAGCCGGAGCUACGAGCUCCCGGGCUCGGCCCCUGCGCCACCUGGUUGGAAUCCGAGCGCAGACACUACCCCUUCUCGGACGAGAGCAGCCCAGAGACCAGCCCGCCCGACUCGUCGCAGCGGCCGUCUACUGGGCCGGUGUCUCCCGGCUCAGACGCUGAAAAGAGGAAGAAGCGUCGGGUGCUGUUCUCCAAGGCGCAAACGCUGGAGUUGGAGCGACGCUUUCGGCAGCAGCGCUACCUGUCCGCGCCCGAGCGCGAGCAGCUGGCGCGCCUGCUUCGCCUCACGCCCACACAGGUCAAAAUCUGGUUCCAGAACCAUCGCUACAAGCUGAAGCGCGCGCGCGCCCCUGGAGCGCCGGGGGCGACGGAGUCGCCGGACCUGGCAGCCGCCACCGAGCUGCGCGCCGCACCGGGCCUGCUGCGCCGCGUGGUGGUCCCUGUGCUGGUGCGCGACGGGCAGCCUUGCGGCACCGGCGAUCUGAGCACGGCCUCCGCCCAGGACAAGAGCGGCGCGUCCCCAGCCGCCUGCCCUUUGCCAGGCUACGCCGCCUUCGGGCCUUGCUCGGCUCUCGGCCUCUUCCCGGCCUAUCAGCACUUAGUGCCCCCAGCCCUGGUCUCCUGGAACUGGUGA
This is a messenger RNA of Enhydra lutris kenyoni (northern sea otter), 717 nucleotides long. Its product is annotated as NK2 homeobox 8. Gene Ontology annotation, molecular function: DNA-binding transcription factor activity, RNA polymerase II-specific; RNA polymerase II cis-regulatory region sequence-specific DNA binding. Bases 1 to 717 code for a protein of 238 amino acids. Gene Ontology annotation, cellular component: nucleus. Gene Ontology annotation, biological process: regulation of transcription by RNA polymerase II; cell differentiation. Lineage: Eukaryota; Metazoa; Chordata; Mammalia; Carnivora; Mustelidae. The transcript is spliced from 2 exons. The record is from RefSeq and is a predicted model, not a curated record.